Messenger RNA from Colletotrichum chrysophilum, 1629 nucleotides. RefSeq lists its product as uncharacterized. Bases 1 to 1629 code for a protein of 542 amino acids. NCBI's taxonomy places the organism in Eukaryota, Fungi, Ascomycota, Sordariomycetes, Glomerellales, Glomerellaceae. The record is from RefSeq and is a predicted model, not a curated record. The transcript is spliced from 3 exons. Gene Ontology annotation, cellular component: membrane. Gene Ontology annotation, biological process: amino acid transmembrane transport. Gene Ontology annotation, molecular function: amino acid transmembrane transporter activity.
AUGUCCUUCAAUGACCCAGUAUCGCCCUUGAAAAAGACGGCCAGCAACCUCGAUAAUGUCACCCACGCCACUCGUACGCCAAGUGGAGAUGCCACCAAUGCGCCCAUUACCGCGGAGGGCGAGAAGUUGGAACGAAACAUCACCAUUCGGCAGAUGGUCUUCAUAGCUCUUGGCGGCUCAAUUGGAGCUGGUCUAUUCGUGGGUUCCGGUGCUGCUCUAAGCUCUGGCGGUCCUCUGAACUUGGUUCUCAAUUUUGCUCUUGUCGGCCUCGGCGUUGGCUGUACAAUGGGCUGUCUCGGCGAGCUUGCAGCUGGCGCAUUCUACGACUACUCAAGGCGCAUGAUAUCAGAGCCGUGGGGCUUUGCCAUGGGGUGGAACUUCGUCUUCAACUGGCUCAUUGUUUUCCCUUUUGAGCUCACUACGAUCGCGGCUCAGAUCAAGUACUGGGUUCCAGACUUGCAACCAGCCUAUGUGAUCACGCCGAUUCUCUUUGCCCUGACGGGCUCGUCUUUUCUCGGAUCUCGUUGGUUUGGCGAACUCGAGCAUGCUUUCGGCAUCGGUAAGGCACUCGCUAUUGCCGUCUUUAUCUUUGCAGCUAUCUUCAUCAUUGCCGGCGCGGUGCCAACGGAUCCUCGACACGGAACCGGAGCCGAGUAUUGGGUCAACCCUGGUGCCGUGAAGAAUGGCGUGGCUGGAUUCUUCUUGGUCUUCCGCACUGCUGGCAUGUCGUACGGAGGUACCGAACUUCUUGGACUGACGGCAGCCGAGUGCAAAAACCCGCAAAAGGCCUUACCUCUGGCGACCAAGAUUGUGUUUGCAAGGAUCUUCUUCUUCUAUAUUGUUGCUCUUCUUCUCCUUGGUUUCGUGGUCCCUUCCAACGACCCAAAUUUAGCCUCCACCGGCCAUGGUGCCAAGUACAGCUCGUUCACGUUGGCUGCCCAGCUCGCCAACAUCAAGCAUCUGCCCGACUUUUUCAAUGUUCUCAUCGUAGUUGCAUUGAUAUCAAUGGCGAAUGCUAGCAUAUUCGCCGCCAGUCGAGCCUUCCAAGCUCUCUGCGAGAAGGGAAUGGGCCCCAAAUGGGGUGCCAAAGUCAAGUGGGGUGUGCCGGUGUAUGCCUUCUUGGUAACAUUCUUAGUCGGCCUGCUCGCCUUCGUCAACCUGGCCGAGGGCGGUGAAGCUAUCUUCGACUGGCUGCUUAGUCUGUCGGGAGCCAGCAACUACUACACUUGGGCCUCAAUUUGCUUCAGCCACAUUCGCUUCCGCAGAGCAUGGGCGGCCCAGGGCCACGACAAGGCCACCCUCUUGUGGCGAACACCUUUCGGUACCUGGGGGGCUUGGGUUGGCCUGCUUGUUUGCAUCCUUGGUCUUCUGGCGAACGUCAUUACCGCUGCGAUGCCCGUCGGCGGCAAAUACUCAGCCCAAGCCAUUGUCCGCGACAACAUUGGCACCGUCAUUCCUCCGUUCCUUUACUUUGGAUACCGCUUCUACCAGCGCUUUAUCCAGAAGGCCAAGAAGCCAUUGCUCAUUCCUCUGGAGGAGGUAGAUUUGCGAUACGGCCUUCGCCUUACUGCUGAUAGGUCUGGCGCGGAUCUAGAGCAGCCGACGCGUGUCCAAGUAGUCGAGAAGUGA